Molecule: messenger RNA, 1488 nt
Organism: Penicillium soppii
Lineage: Eukaryota; Fungi; Ascomycota; Eurotiomycetes; Eurotiales; Aspergillaceae
Exons: 1
Coding region: 1-1488 (495 amino acids)
Biological process (GO): transmembrane transport
Molecular function (GO): transmembrane transporter activity
Source: RefSeq, a predicted model, not a curated record
AUGAUCACAGAUCAUCUAGAUCAUAACAAGAACGUCACAAUUGUGGCUUGGAAUGGACAUCAAGAUCCUGCAAACCCAUACAACUGGUCUUUGAGACAAAAAUGGACGUUAACGGCUCUCGCUGUCUUCACUACCUUCAUCACCAUGAUGAACGGUACGAUCAUCACAGUAGCCCACGAAGCUAUCAAUGAGCAAUUCAAUAUCUCAGAUGCCAACUUCCCUCAUUCAUACUGGCCUGUCACAUCAUGGGCUAUCGGUGGUGGCUGCUUCUCUUUGCUGGUUCUUCCGCUGAUGGAGGACUUCGGUGUACGAUGGGUAUUCUUGGGCACAUAUCUAAUCUUCCUCUGCUUCGUGGUACCCCAAGCGGUAGCCCAGAACUUUGCCACAUUAAUUGUGACCAGAUUCUUUGCUGGAGGGUGUGUAUCAAUUCUCGCUAAUACCUCUGCCACAGUAAUUGGCAAUCUAUGGGACACCGAGCGGUCCCGCAAUAUUCCCGUCAGUCUUUACAUCGUCGCUUACCUGGCUGGAAGCAGCAUCGGGCCUGUCAUCGGCGCUGCCAUCUUUCAGGCCCUGUCAUGGAGGUGGAUUGGUUAUGUCCAACUCAUGUGGUACGGGGCUUUCUUCCCGAUGUACUUUUUCUUGUUCAAAGAGUGCCGUGGAAUUGCAAUCUUGGGACAGCGAGCCAAGGCUCUGCGACGAGACGGGAAGAGCGCUUAUACCCAGCACGAGAUCGAUACGCAAGACCAGUCGAUACUGAGCAUCGUGGGUCGCAGCGCAAGUAGGCCUCUCGUCCUCUUUUUCACCGAGUCUGUGGUUUUCGUGUCGACGUUAUGGUCCUCUUUCACCGUCGGGACGCUCUAUCUGUUCACCCAGUCCGUUGAACAGGUGUUCGCAGACCUGUACGGCUGGACACCCGCGCAAGCCGGAUAUCUCCAAUCGGCUAUUGUUGUUGGAGAGUGUCUGGGCUGGGUGAUCACCUUGUUCUCAGGCAAGAUAUACUUUGACUCGGCAUCUCGCAAUACCGAAAUCCCGGGCACCCCCAUCCCAGAAGCUCGAUUGUACUUCGCGAUCGUGGGGGGUAUCACUGGGAUAUCGGGUGGUAUGUUCACGUAUGCGUGGACCUCGUAUCCGGACUUUCCGUGGAUUGCACCCGCUGUCGGUCUUGCCAUGGUGGGAGCGGGCAGUGUUAUUGUCGUGACGGGAAUCUCCGACUAUGUUGUGGACGCGUAUUCCAAGUACGCAGGGAGCGCCAUCGGAAUCAUUGCCACCGGCGAGAAUAUUCUGGCGGCAUUCUUGCCUCUGGCUACUAUGAGCAUGUACAACCAUCUUGGCAUCCAGUGGGCCAGUACUUUACUAGCCUUUAUUGCGUUAGCCCUAUCUUUUGCACCAAUCUUAGUGCUUGUUUGGGGCAAGGAUAUCCGAGCAAAGAGCCCGUUUAUGAAGGAAGCGAUGAUGGAAAAGAGAAGAAAAAGUAUCGACUCUGUUUGA